AUGCAGCAACAGCAUGAGCCAUCGGCUGUAGCUGGCGUACCGCGCCUGUUUGUGGGCCAGAUCCCCACCUCCUGCACGGAGGAGGACUUGGUGCCGGUGUUUGCGGGGUAUGGGGAGAUCGAGAAAGUCAGCCUCGUGCGCGGGCCGGACAACAAGAGCCGCGGCUGCUGCAUGGUCCAGUUUAAGCGCUGGGCUGAUGCGGAGCGCGCGAUGCUCGACGUCAACGGCACCAGCCCGCUAGAGAGCGGCAAGGGGCGGCCGCUGGUUUGCCACUUUGCCAACCCCAGGAGAACCAUGGGCAGCCAGAUGAGCGAGACAGCCAUCGCGCCGCGCAAGCUGUUUGUUGGGCAGAUCCCCAAGACGUCUGUGGAGGCCGACAUCCUCGCCGUGUUUGGUCCCUUUGGCGAGGUGGAGCAGAUCAACAUCCUCAAGAGCAAGGGCGUGCACGCAGGCUGCGCCUUUGUGCAGUACAGCUCGUGGGCGGCGUGCGAGGCGGCCAUCGAGGCGCUGCAUGACAAGACCACGAUGCCGGGCGCCGAGCACCCGCUGGUGGUCAAGUUUGCGGAUGCCAAGAAGAGCGAUGCCGGCAUGAUGCAGAAGCGGGGCCUGGGCAUGAUGGGUAUGGGCGGCUUUGGCGCGCACCCCGCGCUGCUGGGCGCGCACCACCACCACCCGUACGGCGACAUGGGCCUGCCGGGCAUGACCCACAUGGCCAUGCCUGGCAUGGGCGGCCUGGGCGCCAUGAGCGGCCUGCUGCAGGCCAACGGGCUGAGCCACGCGGCGCUGGGCAUGGGCAUGGGCAUGGGGCUGCCCAGCGGGCUGGCUGGCGGCAAGCCGCACGGCCUCGGCUCGCACGACGGCGGAUCAAGCGAGAACCUGCUGUCGUCGGAGACCGCCCUGCCGCUGCACCCCUGGCAGUUUGUGGGGGCGUGUGCCGACUCGAGCGCGGGCAUCCCGCUGGCCGGCAUGCACGGCCUGCACCUGGGCAGCAGCAGCGACAUGCACAUGAUGAACAGCGCGGCGAUGAUGAUGGCGGCGGCACAUGCGCAGGCGCACGGCGGCGGCGGCGGCAGCCCCCCCGGCGGCCACGUGGGCCGGGGAGGCGCCAUCAAGCUGGGCCGCGGCGUGGCCGACCCCUCCGCUUACGCCCACAAGCUCUUCAUCGGCCAGAUACCCUUUGAGGCCAUUGAGCAGGACCUGUGGGCGCUGUUUGCCCCCGCCGGCGACAUCCUGGAGCUGGCCAUCCUGCGCUCGCAGGGGCGCUCCAAGGGCUGCGCCUUCCUCACAUACGCCUCGCGCCAGCAGGCCACCUCCGCCAUCAACGCCUUCAACGGCCGCCAGGUGGGCCCCAGCAAGCGGCUGGUGGUCAAGUUUGCGGACCAGAAGGCGGCGGCGGCCUGA
Messenger RNA from Chlorella variabilis, 1401 nucleotides. RefSeq lists its product as hypothetical. Gene Ontology annotation, cellular component: cytoplasm; nucleus; ribonucleoprotein complex. The transcript is spliced from 10 exons. Gene Ontology annotation, molecular function: mRNA binding. The record is from RefSeq and is a predicted model, not a curated record. The coding region runs from base 1 to 1401 and encodes 466 amino acids. NCBI's taxonomy places the organism in Eukaryota, Viridiplantae, Chlorophyta, Trebouxiophyceae, Chlorellales, Chlorellaceae.